AUGAAGGCACCAACUUACAACACUGACUGGACUGCUGAGAAGCAAAAAAUCCGCAAUUUCAUGGACGGUUUCUAUUUGGAUGAUGAGAACGGUAAAGAAUUCAUCUAUCGUGACCAAGUUUUCCAACUCGCACAAAGAGAAAAACGAGCAAUCGUCAUUGACGUCGAACACGUCAAAGAAUUCGACGAUCCAGAAGCUCUUGAACUCUCUGAAAAUAUUAUUGGAAACACGAAAAGAUACGAAACUCUGUUCAAAGACACAAUUGACGAAAUGAUUCAAACCUAUUUGGGAGAUAAACAACCAACUGUUACUGAUGCUUUGGACGCUUAUAUGUUCCAAAGAAUUUAUAUGGAUAAGACCGAAGCUUCGAAUGAGAAUGAAGUUAGCAUUGAAGAUAAACGGAGAAAGUAUCCACCACAACUUCUUCAAAGAUUGUAAGUUUUGAUUUAAUAAAUACAAAUCCAGAAUAUUGUUUUUGUUUUCAGCGAAGUCUACUUCACCACUGACAAUGCUUCCAAUCAAACUUGUGUCCGAAACAUCAAAGCCACUGAAAUCGGACAUCUUGUUACUUUGAAAGGUGUUGUUAUCCGUGCCACUGAAGUCAAACCAUGUGUUCAAGUUAUGACAUAUGCGUGUGACACUUGUGGAGCUGAAGCUUAUCAACCAGUCAAAGGAAUGCAAUUUACUCCACCACAAAAUUGUCCAAAUAAAGAUUGUGUUGAUUCAAAAGCCAAUGGACGACUUCAUAUGCAACUUCGUGGUUCGAAAUUCGCAAAGUUCCAAGAACUCAAAAUCCAAGAAUUGAGUGAACAAGUUCCAGUCGGAUCAAUUCCUCGAACUAUGACUGUUUAUGUGUACGGAGAAAUGACAAGACGGUGUAACACUGGAAAUAUUGUUCAAGUCUCUGGAGUAUUCCUUCCAAUUUUGCAAUCUGGUUUCAAACCAACUGGAGGACUUGUUGCUGAUACAUUUUUAGAAGCUCAUGUAAGUUUUGCAAAAAUAAUUAACUAUAGAAAAAUGUUUUUUUUCAGUACAUCAUCAAUUUGGAUGACAAUCCAACAUAUUCUGGUGUUCAAUCAGAAGAACUCGAAAUUCUCAAGAAAAAAGGGGAUAAUUAUGAUGCUUUGGCUUCUUCAAUUGCUCCUGAGAUUUUCGGACACACUGACGUCAAGAAAUGUCUUCUUCUCGCAUUGGUUGGAGGAAAUGACAACAGUUCGAAUGGAAUGAAAAUUCGUGGAUGUAUCAAUGUUUUGAUGAUGGGAGAUCCAGGAGUUGCCAAAUCUCAACUUCUCGGAUACGUGAAUCGUCUUGCUCCUCGCUCGCAAUACACAACUGGUCGAGGUUCAUCUGGUGUCGGUUUGACUGCUGCCGUUAUGAAAGAUCCAGUGACUGGGGAAAUGUCUUUGGAAGGAGGUGCCUUGGUUUUGGCUGAUGGUGGAUUGUGUUGUAUUGAUGAAUUUGAUAAAAUGAUGGAUAGUGAUAGAACAGCAAUUCAUGAAGUUAUGGAACAACAAACGAUUUCGAUUGCCAAAGCUGGAAUUAUGACUACACUUAAUGCAAGAACUGCGAUUAUUGCUGCUGCAAAUCCAGCAUAUGGAAGAUAUAAUCCACAAAAAUCGAUUGAACAAAAUGUUGAUUUGCCAGCUGCGUUGCUUUCUCGUUUUGAUAUGAUUCUUUUGAUGCAAGACAAAGUUGAUCGUGAAAAUGAUAAGACUUUGGCUGAACAUAUCACCUAUGUCCAUCAACACGGAAAACAUCCAAAUCGCGAGAAGAAGGAUAUUAUUUCGCUGGAAACAUUGAGAGAAUAUAUUCAACUUUGCAAAACCUAUUCGCCAACUGUUGAUCCAAGUCUUCGUGAAAGAAUUGUUGAUGCUUAUGUUGAGAUGAGACGCGAUGCGAGAUAUUCAUCUGAUCCGACUUUUGUUUCGCCAAGAAUGAUUUUGGGUAUCGUAAGGUAAUUUUAUCAAGAACAAUUUUUCAAAAAUUAUAUAUUUUGUUAAUUUUUCAGAAUGGCAACUGCUCGAGCAAAGCUCCGUCUUUCAAACACUGUCAACGAAAGUGAUGUUGAAGAAGCACUUCGUUUGAUGCAGUUCGCAAAGGAUUCACUUCGCCCAGAACAAACUCGCCUCGAAAAACGAAUGGCUCCAGUCGAUGCCGCAUUCGCUGUUCUUCGAGAAAUCUAUCAUGGUUCAAAUGAACCAAUAUCACUUCAAACCGCAAUUCAACGGUGUGCCCGAAAGGGAAUCAGCGAAUCUGCGUUGCAGAAAUGUCUUGAUCAAUACACUAAUAACGGUGUUCUUAUGAUGGAUCGUCAACACAUUGUAUUCGCAAUAAAUUAA
This is a messenger RNA of Caenorhabditis angaria, 2339 nucleotides long. NCBI's taxonomy places the organism in Eukaryota, Metazoa, Nematoda, Chromadorea, Rhabditida, Rhabditidae. The record is from the annotation of a GenBank genome assembly.